Larimichthys crocea (large yellow croaker) is the source of this 1151-nucleotide messenger RNA. It is a transcript of the gene lrata, whose product is annotated as lecithin retinol acyltransferase a. Gene Ontology annotation, biological process: retinol metabolic process; vitamin A metabolic process. Lineage: Eukaryota; Metazoa; Chordata; Actinopteri; Sciaenidae. Gene Ontology annotation, molecular function: phosphatidylcholine-retinol O-acyltransferase activity. The transcript is spliced from 2 exons. Gene Ontology annotation, cellular component: rough endoplasmic reticulum. Bases 179 to 865 code for a protein of 228 amino acids. The record is from RefSeq and is a predicted model, not a curated record.
CUGUCUUUUGCUGAAAAAAAUGAAAAUAUUCAAGGAACAUGCGCACGUGCAUAAUGUCUCUCGUGGCCAAUCGUGUCGUCAGAAUUCCCCCUGAGCUUUCACUCCUCCUCGUGCCAGUGAGGAUAAGAAGCAGAUUUGACUCAGGCACUUUGGGAUAUUCUCCCAGAAAACGUUCAGGAUGCUGCAGCUGUUGACAUUCCUGGUGGAGAAGCUCUCUCUUCUCUGCAAAUUCAAACUUUUUGUCCCCAGCUAUUCGGACCAGGACCGGGAGCGCCACGUACACCGAGAGCGCACCCAACCGCCCCUCCGAAGGGGAGACCUGCUGGAGGUCCCCAGAACCCUUUUCACCCACUACGGCAUUUAUUUAGGUGACAAUAAAGUCGCUCACCUGAUCCCUGACAUCCUCCUUGUGCUUACAAACGACGAGAAGCUCAUCAGCUCUGUCAUCACAAACAAGAGACUCAUUCUUGGCUGCAUGUACAAGUGUGCCACGGUGCGCGUGGAUACAUUGGAGAACUUUGCGUAUGGCUCCAAGAUACUGGUUAACCGUAUGGAUAAGAUGAUGAAGAAUCACGUAUUUCCCAAUGAAGAAGUCGCUAAAAGAGCUGAAAAACUCAUGGGAGCAGUUCCCUACAGUCUGCUGUGGAAUAACUGUGAACACUUUGUGACAUACUGCAGAUACGGAUCUGCAGUCAGCAGGCAAACAGAGAAGUUCUGUGAGUGCUUGAAAUCAAUCAUCAGAGACCAGCGCAGCGUGAUUGUCACAGUCUUUCUUGGAAUGAUCUCCAUCCUCUGUUUUGGCAUUGCGCCGUCAACUACAUUACUCUCAAUACUCAUUCCCUUUACUCUAUGGAUGGCUGGUUAAAGGAGUUCAGCACAAAAAAAACAAAGUGAACUUUUACUUGGCACAGACUCACUGGAAACCUCAUCAGGAUGGUGCAGGCUAGUGAUGUGUUGCCUUAUGAGUCACAACCAUACUUUCAUUUUAUGUAGACGAUGUUUAAUGUCUUGUGUUGAUACAUAGUUUCUUAUUUGUUCCUCAUGAGUGCAGAGAAAUACAUAAACUCUUUGAUUUUACUUUGGCGUUUGAUGAUGAGGUUAUUAACAUUUGAGUCAUCACAAAAGUGAAUAUACACUCUACAACAACUAGU